Ectocarpus sp. CCAP 1310/34 is the source of this 2387-nucleotide messenger RNA. The record is from the annotation of a GenBank genome assembly. Lineage: Eukaryota; Phaeophyceae; Ectocarpales; Ectocarpaceae.
AUGAAGCGGGCAGAGACGCCCCAGGGAGCACUUCGUGAGCUCAAGACCAUACACGACCCUGAAUCAUCUGUACAGCCGUCAGAGGACCUUAAGUCCCUGACGUCGACCAAGAUAUCUAGAGGUGAAAACCCCCAAAACUCCCUCAAUGAGAUGCUCCAAACCGCAAAGUCCUUUACCGAGAAAGGACUUAGCUGGAGCAGGGGAAAGGAAAAGGGGCGAAGGGCGCAAAGCAAGCGUACUUCGCCGACGGUGAGGUCCGCAGGGAGCGGUGCUCAAGUAGGAGUCAGGGGCAAGGUCGUGGUCGUGGCGGCGGCCGUGGCCGCAGCAGCAGUCGUGGCCGCGGCGGAGGCGGUCGCGGCGGCGGCGGCGGCGGUCGCGGCGGCCGCUCAGGCGGAUCCGGAGGAGUCGAGGAGAGCAAGGGAAGCAGCAGUGGAGGCGCCGAUGGCGGCGGUGGCGGGGACUAUAAGUUCCCGGGCCGGAAAGUGCGCGACGAAGGAGGCCGUCCUAACGCAAGUGGUGGAGCAUGAGAGCGACGUGGACUCCGUGGAAGACCAGGCGUUUUGUGCCGUGGCAGUCCCCCCAGGCGAGUGUGGUACCGUUGGUGAAGUAGGUCUAGUGGGGGUUGUGGAACAAGGCCAGGCGGUGUACGUGGCCGACACAGCGGCCACGUGCUCCAUGUUCCGAUGUGCAGACAACUUCGUGAACUACCGUGAGCGUAGCGGUUGGGUGAAGGGGAUCGGAGGCGACAAGGCCCCCGUUCCUCUUCUAGGAUACGGAGAUGUGACCUUAGCCGUACAGACGGAAGAUGGUGGAGUACCCGUACCAGUACUGAAUGCUGCCCAUGUACCAGAGGCCCCCUACAACCUCCUCUCGCUGUUUUCGUUGGCGGAGGAGCGCCACACGUAUUCGGGAAUGAAGGGGGGCCUCACGCUGACCACGAAAGCCGGGGGGGAGGUGUGGUUCCCCCGGACUGGAAAGCUGCUGACCCAACGAGGCUAUCAAAUAAAGUCAACGCUACACACCGCCUGUGCCGCACUCAUAGUUCUUGGUGAUGCGAAAGCAGCCACCCCCACUGACCUCAACGAGUACCACCUCGCGCACGGCCAUGCCCACGAGACGUUGCUCAGGAUCACGGCGGAGCAGCAGGGAGUGCAGCUGACGGAUGGACCGCUGCUACCCUGUCUUGGCUGUUCGAUGACCAAGGGACAGGUGAAACCCGUCCAGAAGAGCACGAGCACACGGGCACUGCUACCUCUCGCAGAUGACGAGGAGGGCGGGGAGGGCGGGAGCAUCGCGGAUGCAUCACGCCAAGGAUGGGGAGGGAAAAGAGACUCAGAGAGUGAGUCCGACCUCGACGUGAUGGAGGCUCGUGGGCCCGGGCAAGCGACGCCGUUUGUGCGCGAGGGUUGCCGGCGGCCCGGGCGGCGAAGAGUCCGGCGACCCAGGUGGGGGGGGGUGUACUCAUAGUCGUGCAUGCCGUAGUCGUUAGACCAUUGACCUCGCAUCCCUACAAAGCCGGGACGGAGCACGCCGGGUUCUCACCGGACCANCACUUCCAGAGACAGUUGUAAGCACUGUGUAACUGCCUCGAGGGUGCUUGACCAUUUGAACACAACGUGGUGCGAUCAUCCCCCUUGCGCGGAGUGAGGGUUCUCCACCCCGCACAACAUGAUCUACUCGACCACCAUUAUGAUUACCGCCAAAAAAAAAAAACGGAGGUGGGGACGGCGGUAGCGAUGGUGAUCCCGGCGACUCCGAGAACCUCGAGGAGUUGAAGUAUGAUCCAGCCGACGACCGCUACCCCCGCGGGCUCGAAGGGAAGAAACUCCUCUGGGCGCCUUGAACGCUGGCCCGCUGCGCCAUGGGCUUGAGAGUGGCCGUACGCGGAAGCAGACCCGGGAGAUGCAAGGUGCCGGGGAAAUGCCGGGGCCCGGAGAAACACCGGACCCGGAAGAGGUAUUGCUGGCGACUAUGCUGGAAACUGGCGGGACGGGGAUUGUUGAGGACUACAUCUGCAACUCGCUUGUGAAGGAGUAGUGGGACGAGGAGCAGACACGCCGUAUGGAAGAGGUGUACAGGCGCGAGAUGCAGGAGGUGUUGAGCCCGGAACAGCAGGCCGAGGUCGACGCCAGCGGGUCUUCGCAACCACUCCCAGACCCACAGCUAAGUAUGACCUCGCCAAUCGGGCAGAAGCCGAGUGAUGUGGAAGCAGUACCGAUGACGUACAAGGAUGUGAUGUGUUCCAAGUACAAGGUUUUCUGGGAGGCGGCCAUGAAGAAAGAGAUAGAUGGCCACGACAAGACUGGAACCUUUACCAAGGUCAAGGUCAAGGCUGCCCGAGGGGCGGAAGACCAAAGGUUCAAGGUGAGUGUUCUCUUGGAAGACGA